Anastrepha ludens (Mexican fruit fly) is the source of this 7872-nucleotide messenger RNA. RefSeq names its product mucin-5AC. The record is from RefSeq and is a predicted model, not a curated record. The coding region runs from base 499 to 5169 and encodes 1556 amino acids. NCBI's taxonomy places the organism in Eukaryota, Metazoa, Arthropoda, Insecta, Diptera, Tephritidae. The transcript has 5 exons.
GGCAACGUGAACGGUUUAAACGAAAACGAAUAGCGGUUAAACGUUCGGCUACGCAUCGAAAUAAAGCAGCCAGUGGAGUAAUAUUGCUUUAGCCAAGUGCUGAUGUAUUGGUGAAGUGAGACAAAGUAAGACGGCCAAGACCCAGAAAGUGCACGAAAGCGAGUCAAUAAAGUCAAUAGUGCUUGCGAUAGUAACAACAGUUAUAAGUUGCAGCAACAGCAAGAAGCAAUCGAGUUUCAAUAAAAUGAGCAUUGCACAAAAGCAAUAAAACCGUUAAUAAACAUCCCAUAGUUUGGUGGUGUUGUAGUAGAUUUAUAAUUGCAAAAGUGACAGCAAACCACAAGAAAUCGAUACGAUAGCAGCUAACAAAUACCGUUAAUUAUAAUCUAUGCAUUUGAGUUUAAUGCAGCAAGUAACGUAAGACGACGCCAACAACAACGUACAUACAUACAACGAAGGCAAUAAAAGGAAACUGGGCUAAUUUUCCCAAGCGCCACAAUGUACCAUCGACCAAAAAUAUUUCUAUUCUGCUUGAUUCUGCUCCAAAUCCGACCUUUCUGCACCUAUCCCACUAUCGAUAAACCAUUUCCCGAUUCACGAAACUAUUUGAGCCGAAAUGAGAAGCAAUCACUUUUCAAGCCACCCGAAUUGGAGGAAACCAUCGAGGAAGUGCAAAGAAUUUUGGCACAGGAUCCCUCUUUGCCCCGCUUGACAAGAGGUGAAAUCGAGGAACUCUAUGAGAAGGUGACUCGCGAAGAGUACCAAAAAAGCAUUGCAGCUGGCGAUAUGGGGCGCGCAGAUAGCAUGCGUGCACUCAUGUUGGUGUUACCCUUCAAUACGGACAAUAAUACGGAGGAAAACAUACAGGAGCUCUACACACGUCCGCCUGUCACGAAAGUUAUUGGCGCCUACACAUCACACCCACCCAUCAAAUUCCUUACGCCCGAUCCAAGCGCGCCAGUGAAAAUAGAAACUGCGCCCAUUGGCAAUUUUGCAGCAACCACUUACAAACCUUUUUAUUCACUGAAAACACAAAAGGCGUUUGCACCCAGCCCAACCACAUAUCACCCACCACCGCCAGCGCCAGUCAUAUUUAAGAUGACUUCGCCCACCCAGCACGCACCGAUGGGUUUUCAGCCCGUCACUAAUAGCGCGGCCUACGAAACGCACGUAGAGCGCAAUCCAACCUCGAAACCAGUGCACCGUUAUAGCAGUCAUUACAGCGCUAAGAACGCAGAUUUUCUCAAGCAGCGUAAGCCAAUGCCCCAAACAACAACGGUGCGCCCUGUCGCGGAUGUUUUGGAAAGUUUGGGUAUAGUUGGACAAACACAAUCACGCAAUCGUUUUACGAUCGAUGAUUACUAUGCGGCGGAGAGUGCGCCGCAGCCAGUAAUAUCCACUUAUGUGCCACAAACUGUAAGCAUUUCCAAUCUUAAGGAAUUGCAAGGUUAUAGUCUCUCCCCAAAGAUCAGGCCCGACGCCUAUGCGAGCUUUAAGCCGCUAAAUAUUGGCGAAGAGAUACGCGUAAAGCCGGAGGUGGAGGGUUAUCUCACACGUUUUGGCAUAGUGGGUGGCCGAAAACGGAAGGACUUGAAGAAGGGCAAUAAUUUAAAGGGACACGUUGAGCUUGCGGCUGGUGGAAGUGAGAUAUCGACAGCUAAGUUGCCAAGACUCGGCACAGUAGCUGGUUCGAAUAAAGCAGCCAGCAGUGAACUAGAGAAGUUACUCCAGAAUUUGCAAGAACUUGAGCGUUUAAAUGUCAAUCCAAAAGUAUUAGCUCCUACCACAACUAUUCGACCGACAACCAGUACCACCACCACCACCACCACGACAACUACGCCAGCACCCACAACUCCGAAUUUGAUAACGAACGGGGAGCCUCUGCUAAUUGAACCGAAGAAGCCGCGAAGACGCAUUGAUCCGAAUAUUGAUAUUAAUUUCGGCAGUUUGGGUAAUCACCAGACAGAGGCGCCAAAUACUGACCAACUGAGUAAGCUGCUCGAGAAUCUGCAAGAGCUGGAAAAAUUGCGCAAAAAUCCUAGUAAUGUGCAGAAAACUAUUCCACCGACGACUACGGCUGCCAGUGCCGCACGUGCGGGAGUAUUUCAAUUCGCCGCGCCAACGCCCCCACCACGUACGCCAAGUUUAGUGAAUCGUUUCAACGAACUCGCGCUACAGUCCACACCGGCUACGCGUAGUUCGGCACAAGCGGAUGCUGCACAACUGCAACAGGUGUUGCGCCAACUGCAGACGUUGGAGCAGGCCAAUGCGCGUACUACGAAGAAACCACAGACUCAGCCUGUGCGGGCUGGAGGAGGUUUUUUGGCUGGGCUUGGUGGGCUUGGUGGCCUCGGUGGUGUUGGUGGAUUGGGUGGUGCACUGGCACCCACAGAUGUUUUCAAUUUGCAAAAACUGCUUACCGACGAUCGAGAGCUUGAGCGUUUGUACGAGCAAGCGCGCGCUAAGCAAACUGGCAGAAAGCUCGCGACGACUACAACACCAAAGCCAACAACUACGACUACGCAACGCACUUUAAUAUUGGGCGAUUUGGAUGAUGCUGACUUGCAGCGUCUUUUUGAGCAGGCACGGGCGCGCACUAGUACAACGGUUGCUCCUACAACAACAACCACUACAACAACACCACGAACACCGGCGCCGAGUUAUCGUGAAUUGGCACAGUUGCAGAAAUACUUUGCGGAGUUGGACCGCCCACGCACCAGCACCACAACGUCUACGACUACCACAACAACACCUGCACCUACUACUACGAUGAGCACUAACCCACCAACAACUACUACUUCGACCACCACAAGCACGUUUACAACAACCACGCCAACACCCGCUCUAAGUUCAACCGAUUUGGCACAUCGCAUCACUAACAGUCUUAGUGGACUGAAGCCCAAAAAAUCGGAUGCUGAUAACGAUCAGUUGCAGGAACUCAUCAGCCGCGUGCAACAGCUGGAACGUUUGAACUCAGCCAAGAUCGAAAAUAGUAUACGCGCAACGACAACGGAUACGCCAAUUCCGUUUGUAGGUUUCACCACACGAAAGGUGAAUGCGCCCAACUCCAAGUACGACGACAACCGUGCGCUUUCCAAUGAUUUCGCGCAUUUACAGGAACUCUAUCAGCAGGUGGCAAGUGCAGAACAAGGCGCCUUCGGACGCAUUGAAAUCUCCACAGCUGCCACUGCUGCGAAACCAUCCGCCAAGCGCACGCAGAACUUUGCACAGAAGAUCAUUGACAUCACAAACGAUACCGGCUCUGGUAGCAGUCUACAAGAGGUCGAUCCAAGUGACUUUGUACAGCUACAGAAGCUGUUAAGCAAAGUACAGGAGCUGGAACGUGUAAAGAUCCAUGGCGUGCAGGGUGUUUUAGAACCGGCCGCGCCCACACCAACUGUUAGUAGUUACACACGUGACUUUUCUUCCUUGUCUAAUCUGGUAACUUCCGCAUCCGUGCACACCCCCACCGUUCAUAAUUCUAAUGGCGCACAAAUCAUUUACCCCGAAAAGGCAGAUAAGGCACUUGAGUACAAACCAUUCGAGAAUAUACUUAAGACAGACUCUCAGCAACCGAACACCGCUACUACGGCAAGGUCGCAUGUUGCGAAAAAAGGCAAUGCUGUGGAAGAACCCACAUCCAGCGAGGAGUUGCGUGAGUUGGCCAUGGCGGCACCAGCGAACCCAACGAGCUCGACAUAUGACAAGGAUUUCGAACAUUACCAAGAGUUCUUCAAGAAGCUUGAGGAUGAUGAGCGGAAUUCGUACAAGAAUAUGAAGCCACCAAUGAUAUAUAAGACGGUGACAAAGGAACCGCCACGAUUCAUCGAAACACACAAACCGCAUGAGGUGUCCAAGCAAAAGAGUAGUAAUGUGCAGCAAAAAGCCGAUCUCGAGGAACUCCAGAAGCUUUUGAGCAAUGCGCAGCAACUAGAAAAAUUAGGCGUCACCUUGCCCACAGAGUUAUCGCAACAAAUUGAAUCCAAACUAAUUAAACCAACCCCCAACGGACAACUAGAGAACCAGUUGGAAACAUCCACAUCGAAAUCAGUGCAUAUAGUCAUGGCAGCACAUCCAAAAUCAGAUAGAGAAUUUAACGAUCUAAUGAGUAAUUCAGGGUUACUCCAAAACGACGUCGAACAUAAGUCUACAAGCACUACGUUCCCGACAAUUAAGCAGGAUGUAACAAUUGCCGAGGAUGUUGUGGAAGAAUCUAGCGAAAAAGAAGCGUUCUUUUCACUAACCACGCCAAAAUCGCUCACACCAAGAGAACCCAAGCCCACCACUUCGAGUGCUUUGGAUCUGCCUAUUUUCAGUGCAACAAAAAUUAUUGAGGCCGCCAUCAAACGUGCAGCCAAUAAAAUAGGUGUAUCCACAGAACAGCCACUGGGUUUCCAAAGGCGUAGUGAUACGGAUGUUUAUGCCGACAUGGACCCAGGCAGUAUGGACGAUCUGAUGGGUGAGUUCAGCGAGAUGAAUUAUCAAUUGGCUUCGCCGGAUGUAACCGUAAGUACGCCACAAAGCGAUCCAACAGCAGCAAAUUCGGAAACUGAAGCCAGCCAACAAACUGCAGCUGCGGACGAAUCGGUAGAUAUAACGAAGGAUCUACUAGAACUGCAGCGCUUGAUCGGCAACUUGCAAGAACUGCAAAGUCUAAACCUCACCGUCAAUUCAGCUUUGCUGCGUCAAGCAGACGCUAAGUAUCUGGAAACGUUGAAGAAACAGCAAACAAUGGCAGAUGAUACUAUAAAAAGUCGUCGACAAAGUGUAACUCCCGUUGUACUGGCGACAAGUGAAAGCUCAACGGCGAGCAUAGAUACAAACACCGACGAUUCGGAUAUUUCACCAGAUCCAGUAGAUACUAAGACUGCGGCAAGCGGUUCAAGUGACACCAACAGCGCACCAGAAGACACUACAACUAGCAGUAGCAGCAGCACGUCGACUACGGAGGAGUCGCGCAAUGGUUCACUUGCUGAUCUGGAAGACUCUUUUGGUGGCACCGAUACGAAUAAGGAAGAACCAAAGCCGCCAAAACGUAAGAAUGGUUUCUACUUUCUGGCCGAUUGGAACUCUUUCCUAGAAGUGGGUGAUGGCGAUGAUCAAGUGAUAGUACGUCUGAGUCCGAAAAUAGGCGAUCCACGAUUAUUUAUACCAGUCAAAGUACCAUAAAGAGGAUUCAAGGGGCUGCUGUAGAGUUUAAGUGAAAGUGCAAAAAAGACAACUUUUGUAAAUAUUUAUUAUAAUUAAUUUUAUUCUUAAGAGUUUCUCAAAAGGUGGCUGCAAACUGAUUGGAGUCGAGUACAACUAGAAGUGGUGGGUAGGAGAAGACGUGAAUGAGAGAAAAAUACUAGCAUUUUAAGACAGAAAAAAAUUAGCAUUUUAAGUUGUGGCCUGAGGAUUGGCUUUUUUAAGAUUAAGAAAAUUGCGAUAAUGCGCCUGAGUUCUCGGUGCAUCAAAAAAAAAAAUUGAGCUUUGAUAAGCGAGACAAUUUAAAGCAGUGGGCGUUUUGAGUCAUGCAUUAAUUUGAGUCAAACAUUUUUAGCUUUCCACUAGAGAUAACACUCUGUUGAUCGAGGCGAAGUACUCAAAAUCUUACAAGAUACAACAUGAGCAACAAAUUUGCUUAUGGUGAAUGGCGCACCCAGGCGGAGUUUGGUUUUUCAGUUCAAUUCGUUCACACUAAAUAAUCUUCAACGGAAUGAAAUGCGAAGACAUGUCUUCAUUUUAGUAAGAUUUUUAGCUGAACAAUUUCCGUUAGAAAGAAAUUAUUGUAUAAGUCCCAUAGAGGAAAUUUUAGAAUAAUGAAUCCACAAUUCAAUAGCCAGCAUACAAAAGUUGGCUGGCAAGGGCAGCUAUUUCAAUUACUUUCCAACGAUUAGAGGGCUUCGUUUGAUAAGCCUGGAGCAGAGGUACCUUGAUUUUUACUCAUUUAGCGUGGACCCUCCAAGUCUUCGGAGGACUUUGACCAACAUUUUGUAAAAGCUUAACUUAGUAGAAUUUAGAAAGUGAGUUUUAAAAAGUUGUCAAGCUGCAACAGAAAUAGAGUCGAUUCAGCUCCUUUUAGAUCGAUGACCUGGAACGCAGUCGAAGCAACACAUCUAAUUGGUUUCGUAACUAACCGGGUAGAGAUAAUGGUGGCGAUAGUGAUAGUAGGCGAGAUAUCUCUAAACGGGGAGAUAUUUUGAUAAAUUACAGGCUCUUUGAUACAGGCUCUUUGGAUAGUUUGAAGCACGGCCUCUUGGCGUGCACGUAAGGCACUUUGGAUAUUAUUGCAACUGAGAUUGGGAAUGGGUUUCUUAAAGACUCCCUUUUAACAUUUGCUAACCUAAGUCAGCGAGCGGAUGUGAGCUGAAAAUAGCCUGAGCAAAUCAGAUGUUCGAGAUAUUGUGGCUUAAAAUUGCAAAGAAAUUUGUUUGUGCUAUAAUCGAGGUCAUGUCAUUAUCAUCAUUGUUUCCUUGAAUUCCUAGCGACAUAUAGGGCACCAAAAACCCCUAUGCGCCAUCUCCACCGAUUACUGGACAAGGCCUGCAUUUCUUUUCAGCUUAACCCGAGUUGAGCUGUCUCGCGAUCCACAGUUCUUUUAUAAGUUUCUCUUGUUCUACAAGGCGGUCUGCCUCUCGCUGUGAGUUCAAUUCCAUAGCCUUCUUCGCUAUGUUACCGUCUUUUUUGCGUGAAGUGUGACCAGUCUACUUCCAUUUCUGCCUUCUAAUCCAAAGGCCUAACGGCUCCAUGUUUACUUUUUCGAGUAAUUACUUAUUUGGUAUUAUUUUUGGCCAUAAAACUCAGGAUAUAAAAUUUAGAUAGCGGUUGACAACAACUUGUAAGCGACUGGUUAUAAUGGUGGUAAUUUUCCAGGUAGAGCUAUUAUAAAGCAGUACCGACAGCCUUUGACUUCAUGAGUCUAACCUUUAAACUAGAACUCAGGUUGUUGUUUCGCCAUACAGGGUACAACAUCCCGAAUGUCCCUCUGGUUUUUUCCAUUCGGGAACGUACAGCCGUGCCAUUGCUCGUGGCAUUGUUUCGAUAGGGUUACCUGCAAUAUCCACACACCCACCCAUCUUAUUUGGCAGACUCAUCAUCUUCAUCUUGUCAAAAUUGAUUUUAAGGCCAGCAACCUAGUUUCUCUACGAAGCGCGGAACCCAUUUCGUUAAGCCCGGUUAGGCGAUGUGCUAGGAGGCAUAUGUCGUCAGCGUAAGCUGUGUGUUGUAGCGUGUCGUCCAUUUUAGACCGCAGUUUUGAAGAGAGCUAAAGGCUGCUGCGAAGACGUCUCCUAUUACUAAGAGGAAUAACACGAGCGAUAGAGUACAUCCCUUGUGAACUCCGUUUCGAACUUCGAAUGGCUCCGACAGCUUACCCUUGUAUCGCACACGGCAUCUAGCGCCAUCAUAAUUGAGGUUAUGUAAUAUGAAAUAUUUUCCUUUGAGGUCAAAGUACAACCAUUUCCCUUUUAAACCUAUUUCGAUGAGUAAAAAAGGUUUUUAUUUAAAUCUGGGACAUUUUCUAUUAAUCUUACAGGGAUUUGUAAAAUUCGUCGAUAAGCGGAUAAAGAGAAGAAUACAAAACUGGCAUGAGCUACUCUAAGGCCAACUGGCACGCUUUCAUUUAAGCAUACUUAAAAAAAAUUUAAAAAGGUUGAAAUUCAAAAACAAAAAAAAAUACUAAACAUUUUAAUUGAAAAAAAAUUUUUAAAUAUAUAAAAUGGUCGAAAUUUAAAAAAAAAUUUAUAAUUUUAAUUCAAAAAAAAAUUUAUAAAAAUCAAAAAAACUCUAAAAAGUUUAUAAAAUAGUCGAAAUUUAAAAAAAAAAUUUAAAAAAUUUUAAUUGAAAAAAAAAAGUUUAAUUGAAAAAAAAUUAUUAAAAAUAUUAUUAUAA